This is a messenger RNA of Entrophospora candida, 330 nucleotides long. The record is from the annotation of a GenBank genome assembly. NCBI's taxonomy places the organism in Eukaryota, Fungi, Glomeromycota, Glomeromycetes, Entrophosporales, Entrophosporaceae.
AUGAAUCCAAGUCUGCUCAUUAUAAUAAAAUUGCUGGAAAAAAAUGCAGCUGAACUCAAGGAUAUAGAAGAAUUGUUGUUUGAAAUUUUGAAGCAAAUAUAUUCAGAUGAUGAAAAUGACGAGUAUCAAGAAGGUGCAAUGGCCUAUGUUGUAUUAAGGAACUUUGCAACCUAUGAUUUGGAUAAUAAUGUGAUAAUAAUUUGCCUCAUCACAAAAGCUGAUCAUAGAACUAAUUGGAAAUUAAAUGGUGAAAAAUCAACAUUUGAAAAUAUUCAGAGUACAGUUGGAUCUUUUAAUAUAAAAGUUGAUAAUAAAGAUUUAAGCAAUUAA